GAGAGAGAGAGAGAGAGAGAGAGAGAGAGAGAGAGAUGUCAGGGGGUGUUGUUGAAGGCAAGGAACACAAAGAUGGAGAAGAGAACAUGGCUGCUUGGCUUGUUGGCAUCAAAACUCUUAAAAUUGAACCUUAUCAUCUCCCUCCUCUUGGUCCCCAUGAUGUUAAAGUUCAGAUAAAGGCGCUUGGUAUUUGUGGAAGUGAUGUUCACCACUUCAAGAAUAUGAGAUGUGCAAAUUUUAUUGUCAAGAAGCCCAUGGUUAUAGGGCAUGAGUGUGCUGGGAUCGUAGAGGAAGUUGGAAGCCAAGUGAAGACACUAGCAGUGGGAGACCGUGUAGCUUUAGAGCCUGGAAUCAGUUGCCGGCGAUGCAACCACUGCAAAGAUGGUCGCUACAAUCUUUGCCCUGAGAUGAAGUUUUUUGGUUCUCCCCCAACUAAUGGCUCUCUGGCCAAUAAGGUGGUGCAUCCAGAAUAUCUAUGUUUUAAAUUACCAGACAAUGUCAGCUUGGAGGAAGGAGCAAUGUGUGAACCCCUCAGUGUUGGUGUUCAUGCCUGUCGUCGUGCAAAUAUCAGUCCUGAGACAAAUGUAUUGAUUAUGGGAGCAGGACCAAUAGGCCUUGUUGUCUUAUUAGCUGCUCGUGCUUUUGGAGCACCUAGAAUUGUCAUUGUUGAUGUUGAUGAUUGCCGUUUAUCUAUUGCAAAGAAUCUUGGUGCAGAUGAGACCAUUCAAGUUUCAAUGAACAUUCAGGAUGUAGGUGAAGAAGUGGUAAAAAUACAAAGUGCUAUGGGCUCUGGCAUUGAUGUCAGCUUUGAUUGUGUUGGUUUGAACAAAACCAUGUCAACAGCUUUGAAUGCCACUCGUUCAGGUGGAAAAGUUUGCCUUAUUGGAUUGGCUCAGAGUGAGACAACAGUUCCUCUUACCGCAGCAGCUGUCAGGGAGGUCGAUGUGAUUGGAGUAUUCCGAUAUAGGAAUACAUGGCCACUCUGCAUUGAGCUUUUAAAGACAGGCAAGAUCGAUGUUAAGCCCUUGAUAACUCACAGGUUUGCAUUCUCACAAAAGGGGGUAGAAGAUGCAUUUGAAACCAGUGCCAGUGGACGUAGUGCUAUUAAGGUCAUGUUUAAUCUGUAGACGCACUGUCGCAGGUCUUGUGAUGCAUCUAAGAUUCUGUGUGAGCUGACUUCUUGCUUCUUUCUUUGGUAUGAUCCAUCUUGUAUUAGCUAAGAAGAAUAACAUAUCAGGAGUAUGGCAAAAGGAAGCCAUUGCAAAAUAAUGAAGACACGGUAAUAUAGUAUUCAAGAUUCAAUAAACCAAAAAAAUUAGUACUUUG
Messenger RNA from Quercus lobata, 1326 nucleotides. RefSeq names its product L-idonate 5-dehydrogenase-like. The record is from RefSeq and is a predicted model, not a curated record. Gene Ontology annotation, molecular function: zinc ion binding; oxidoreductase activity, acting on the CH-OH group of donors, NAD or NADP as acceptor. The transcript has 7 exons. The coding region runs from base 36 to 1127 and encodes 363 amino acids. Lineage: Eukaryota; Viridiplantae; Streptophyta; Magnoliopsida; Fagales; Fagaceae.